AUGGACCCCCUAUACAGCCUCCAGGAUCUUGUACGCUGCAGCCUUUGUGAAACCUCUGAGACUUCCAUGUACUGUAAAAUUUGUCAUAUACAUCUGUGUAAAGACUGUGUAGAGAAACAUUUCUCUGAUUCCUCAAAAGUUCAUAAUGUGGUGCCACUUAAACAAUAUCUAACCACUUUGAACAGCCCUAAAUGUAGGAAACACCCCAAAAAACAAUGUGAACUCCACUGUGAACAAUGUGAUAUUCCUAUUUGUGCAAAAUGUAUAUCAUCUGGAAAACAUUCAGGACAUAACCAAGUCGGCAUUUUCCAAAGUUUUGACAACAAAACAGAAAUUUUACAAAAAGAUUUGCAAGAAUUAGAAAAAUCCAUUUAUCUUAAAUACAAAGAGAUUGCAUCCAACAUCCAAGCGCAGAAAGCUGAUCUGAGUAAAAACUCCCAGAUAUUGACAACAACAAUCGACAAACAAGGAGAAGUCUGGCACAGAGAAAUAGACACCAAUAUCACAAACCUGAAAUCUAACGUGGAGGAAAUGGAAUCCAAACACCUAGUCGUCCUGAAUAAACAGGAAGAUGAAAUCACACACACCAUUUCUGAAAUCACACAGACCAUUGCUGAGCUGAAGAAGUUACUGAACUCCAAAGAUGUCAGCCUUGUCUCCGAGUACAAAUCCAGGAUUGCUGAAUUCAGAAGAUUGCCUCCUAAACUCAAAGUGUCCUUACCAAACUUUAAGCCUCAGGAAAUCCACACAGAUCAGCUGAUUGAACAGUUUGGUUCUCUGUCAGCAUUAUCUUUUACAACAGAGGAACAAGUCUACAGCAUGGCGCCCCCAGACCGGUCAAUUAUGGGUGUACCCCAGGUCAUCACAACAAUAGACACAGGGUAUGAUUAUCUACACGGUGUAACGUGUCUGAAUGAUACAGAGAUCUGGACACGUGGUUAUGAUAACAUGAUGAAACUCUUCAACCUCCAGGGAGAACGAGUGGAGUCCAUCCGAACCAAGUCAGGGAACAGGCCACACGACAUAGCAGUGACAAGGAGUGGGGAUCUAGUUUAUACUGAUAACAAUGAUAGAACUGUGAACAUAGUGAACAAUACACAGAUACAGACAGUGAUCAGACUACAGGGGUGGAAACCUUGCGGUGUCUGUAGUACCUCCUCUGGUGACCUCCUGGUUGUCAUGGACAGCGAUGGUUAUAAACGAUCAAAAGUUGUGCGUUACUCUGGUUCCACAGAGAAACAAAUUAUUCAGUACGAUGACAAAGGACGACCUCUCUAUUCAUCUGGUCCUUACAGUAAUUACAUCAGUGAGAACAGGAACCUAGAUAUCUGUGUGUCAGACUGUAACGCCCGUGCAGUAGUGGUGGUCAAUCAGGCCGGGAAACUCCGGUUUAUCUACACUGGUCCUCCCUCUCCUACCAAGGAAUCAUUUGAUCCAUGGGGCAUCACAACAGACAGCCAGGGUCGGAUCCUGACAGCUGACUAUUACAACCACCGUAUCCACAUCCUGGAUCAGGACGGACAGUUCCUCCGCUACAUUGACAACUGUCAUUUACGGCAUCCAUGGGGUUUAUGUGUGGACGCCAGAGACAACCUCUUCGUGGCCGAGAACAACAUAGGUGAAGUGCAAAAAAUUCAAUAUUACAUGUAA
Magallana angulata is the source of this 1650-nucleotide messenger RNA. Its product is annotated as E3 ubiquitin-protein ligase TRIM71-like. Gene Ontology annotation, biological process: proteasome-mediated ubiquitin-dependent protein catabolic process; protein polyubiquitination. The record is from RefSeq and is a predicted model, not a curated record. Gene Ontology annotation, molecular function: protein binding; zinc ion binding; ubiquitin protein ligase activity. Bases 1 to 1650 code for a protein of 549 amino acids. The transcript has a single exon. NCBI's taxonomy places the organism in Eukaryota, Metazoa, Mollusca, Bivalvia, Ostreida, Ostreidae.